This is a messenger RNA of Syzygium oleosum, 3033 nucleotides long. Its product is annotated as protein TIC 100. NCBI's taxonomy places the organism in Eukaryota, Viridiplantae, Streptophyta, Magnoliopsida, Myrtales, Myrtaceae. Bases 151 to 2802 code for a protein of 883 amino acids. The transcript is spliced from 13 exons. The record is from RefSeq and is a predicted model, not a curated record. Gene Ontology annotation, cellular component: cytosol.
UGUUAAACCAAAUGACCGCUCCUGCUCCGGUCAGGACAAAGACGCACCAAAAUCUCUCAAGCCGCCUCCCUACUUCACUUCUCGUUUCUAUCGUUCGCGGCCUUAUCCUCUUCAUCUUCAUCUUCAUCUUCAUCUUCUUCUUCCUCUGCAAUGCCUAGCGACGACUCUUCGGACCCUUCAGGCUCGCGGCGACGGCAAGACGAGCCAUCCAAGGAGCGAGACGCCGCCCCGAAAGAAAAUGACCCGAAUGCGAGCCUGUCCGACUCCGACUCCGACUCCGAUUCCGACUCCGACGACUCCUCCUCCGACUCCGAUGAGGAGGAAGGAGGAGGAGGUGGGGAAGGACCCGACUCGGGAGCCGCCGGCGACGACGUUCUCACCUACAUCCGGCCCUCGGACGGCGACCUGGACGAGUCCGACAACACGCCGGAGGCCAACCUCCGGCGCUUCUCCGAGAUCCUGAACAGCCGGCGGAUGCGGCGGAAGCAGGAGGAGGAGGACAGGAACUACGUCUUCCACGAGGACCUGUUCGACUUCCCCGAGGACCCCGAGAACUGGCGGGAGGAGGACCUGAGGGAGCUGUGGGCGGACGCGCCGCUCGAGUCCACGAAGCCAGGGUGGGACCCGGCGUUCGCCGACGAGGAGGACUGGGACAUCGUGAGGGAGGACAUCAAGGCAGGCCGGGAACCGGCGAUAGCCCCGUUCUACUUGCCGUACCGGAAGCCGUACCCGGCGAUACCGGACAACCAUUACGACAUAUCGAACCCCAAGCAGGUGAUUGAGGAGUUGGACCGGAUUGAGGAGUUCCUGACAUGGGUCAGCUACAUUUUCCCUGACGGCAGCUCGUAUGAAGGAACGGUUUGGGAUGACUUGGCCCAUGGAAAAGGUGUCUAUGUCGCCGAAAUGGGGCUCGUUAGGUAUGAAGGUGAAUGGCUUCAAAAUAAUAUGGAAGGACAUGGAGUCCUUGAAGUGGAUAUACCUGACAUUGAACCUAUUCCAGGUUCCAAGCUAGAAGAGAAAAUGCGUGCUGAAGGGAAGAUCAUAAAAAGAGAUUAUAUGUCUCCAGAAGACAGGGAGUGGCUGGAAAUGGAUAUAGAAGAUAGCAUUCGCUUGACUGGGGAUAACUAUCAAGUCCCUUUCUAUGAAAAUGAUGAGUGGAUCAGACAAUUUGGUCAAAAACCGGAAAAAGGUCGAUAUCGGUAUGCUGGCCAAUGGAAGCAUGGAAGGAUGCAUGGGUGUGGUGUUUAUGAAGUCAACGAGCGUACAAUCUAUGGUAGAUUUUACUUUGGGGAGCUAUUAGACAAUGAGUAUGGCUGUGAUGAGGAUGUUUCAGCGCUUCAUUAUGGGUUAGCGGAAGUAGCUGCUGGUAAGGCAAGGAUGUUUAUCAACAAGCCAGAUGGAAUGGUCAGAGAAGAGAGAGGUCCCUAUGGUGAUCCCCAGCAUCCUUAUUUUUAUGAGGAAGAAGAUGUGUGGAUGGCCCCUGGCUUCAUCAAUCAGUUCUAUGAAGUCCCCGAUUAUUGGAAAACAUACGUUGGUGAAGUGGAUCAGGAAAGAGAAAUGUGGUUAAAUUCCUUCUACAAAGCACCACUGAGGCUGCCUAUGCCCGCUGAGCUUGAGUAUUGGUGGUCAAAAGAUCAUACGCCAGAAUUUGUUCUGAUCAAUAAGGAACCAGAACCUGAUCCGCAAGAUCCAUCAAAGCUUAUAUACACAGAAGAUCCCCUAAUCCUUCACACUCCAACUGGGCGUAUAAUUAAUUAUGUUGAAGAUGAAGAGCAUGGGAUCCGCAUGUUCUGGCAGCCAGAUGUAAAAGAAGGGGAAGAUUUUGACCCAGAGAAGAUAGAAUUUCUACCCCUUGGUUUUGAUGAGUUCUAUGGGAAAGAAGAGGUUGUCAAGAAGGAAAGUCUUUGGAAAAGGAUUAUCAUGGCAAUGGAAAAUGCAUGUAAGCCCACAUUCGACAGACUAGAGAAGUGGACGGAGGAGAAGAAGAGAGCCAGUGAAAUGAAGAUUAAGCUGAUUGAGAAGGAGCUUGACCUCAUCGAAGCAGAAUUGUGCUUGGAAGAGGCCAUUGAGGACAUGGAUGAGGAGUUGAAGAUGAGAGAGAAAGAGGAAGAGAAUAAUGAAGUGGGUUUGCGGGAGGAAGUGGAAGUGGAUUCUUCUGUGUCGGCCAAAAACAAUGAGAAAACUUUGGCUGCUGAUGAGGAAGAGGAAGCAGAAGGAGAAGAGGAAGAGGAUGAAUAUGAAGACGAGCACGUUGAACAGUCAAGUUUUGGUUCUGUCGCUGUUGAUCAGGACUCAUCGAAGAAUGACCAAAAAGUCAGCAAGCCUGGGGGGUCGCCAUUUUCUACUUCCUCAUUGGGAUUUGCUUCAUGUGGCCUUGUCUCUGUUGUUUCCUCAAAGCUGCAAAACUCAUUUUUAUCGUGGAAGGAGAGCAGAUCCUCGGUAAAGGCAACUCCGGCAUUGCUCAUCCCGGCCUGUUGUAGCCUGAAUCAAGUUCCUCACAACCUCAGUUACGCGCCAAAUCUUUGCAAGGAAGGGAGAUUAAGAGCAAGGAGGCAAGAACACCGAAAGCAUCAAGCAAGAAGACCGUCUAAGGGGAGUGCAGCUCAACUGCAUUCCUUAUCAAGGAUCCUCUCGCCUCGUCCAGCUUCUAGAAAGUCCAAGAUGAAUCUGAAGGAGCCAAGAAGUUGGAGGCAUGCUUGGCUGCAUAAAGCACCAAAGGAUGACUUAAGCAGCGUCUUGUCUUUACAUAAUUCGCUGUACUAUUCGGAAUCAUACAUGGAUAAUGGCAAGCGAAGGAAAUAAAAGAAAAAUGGAGAGGGCUUCGCCGAGUUGUAUUAUUUCGAUUGAGAGAAAUACAUGAAUUGAGGGCGUGCAUGAAAUCUGAUAUCUUUUUUUGUUUGCUUUGUAGAGUUUAUGUAAUUUAAAGAAUCUCUCAUCUGUUGUCUUCCGUUCCAGACUCUCGCCCACUAUGUCCAAUGCCUAGUGGAGAUCACUUGUGAAACUAAUGAAAGUCGCGGCCUUCGUCUUUCUGAA